Molecule: messenger RNA, 3516 nt
Organism: Nezara viridula (southern green stink bug)
Lineage: Eukaryota; Metazoa; Arthropoda; Insecta; Hemiptera; Pentatomidae
Source: the annotation of a GenBank genome assembly
GUUAAUUAUCGUUUUAUACCAGUUUAUGCUUACGCUUCUCGUCUAUUAUUUGAUUUGUAUUUCCUUACUUAUUUAUUUAUUAAAAGAUAUGACAAUAUACCAUAAUCAAAAUGAUAUAUGUGAACAAUUGUUUCAGAUAUAUAUUUUUUUGGGGUUGGAAGGGGGGAGGCGAGGGCUAUAAAAAAUGUAUUUGCGCCUUUCAACUCGCAUAUCGUGUAAGAUCUUUAUUUUACUAAAUUAACGUCGAAGAUGAGAAAAGUAUAAUUUUAUGAAUACUAUGUUAUCAUUAGUAAAAUUUAUAGUACAAUCAAUACAAAUAUAUUUCAAUUGAGUAAAGAUUACCUAUAACAAUUAGUCAUUAUGUAAAAACCCAACAUCAAUGGAGCCGACAUAUACCUCGUACAAGGGGUACAGGUAACAAACACCCCCUACACUUAGAACUGAUAAGUUUCCCCCCUCCUCCUCCCACCCUUGCAAAUAUGAACUGCAUGGUAUUCUACGGAAAAUGCUUAUUUGAAGUUACCACAGCUUCUUGAUCACACACAGAAAAAUUUCUCAUCCGAGAUGCUGCCCAAAAUCUUGCUUGCUUACUGUCACAUCCUCAGCUGCCUCAUCUACUUCAGCAUGGGCUCCAGAGCAAAUACAAUAGAACAUAGGCAAUCCUUAAAGUCAAAAACUCCAGAAAUGACGGAGCUGGAAGAUAAUGUAACCAAAGGAAUUGCGACUGGACUACUCCUCGCAUGGAACCAGUGUCGUCAUGACUUCAAGUGGCAGAGAUGGAACUGCACGGAAUUAGAGUUUUCCAGGAGGUACUUAAACCCUGUUAAUAGAGAGAUGGCGUACGUUUCUUCCAUAACCGCAGCAGGGAUCGCUCACUCCAUGGCUCGCUCUUGUGCCAGAGGUACGCUCAUCCCGGAGUGCAGGUGUGUCAAGAAGAACAAGGAGGCCAGCUGGGAAAAGGAGGGAUGCACUCUCGAUCUCCAGUUGGGCCAGAUGUUAGCCAGGAUUUUCUUAGGAGACAUGGAAGGUGAAGCCUACGACAUCACAUCCAGAGUCAACAGACACAAUUACGACCUCGGUAUCAAGGCGGUGGAGCAGCAGAGAGGCGAAGAUUGCAAAUGCCACGGAAUAUCAGGCUCUUGCACAACCAGGACCUGCUGGGGGAAAGUUGCUCCGUUUCCAAAAGUGGGUGUUCUGCUGAAGAACGCCUAUCGCAAAGCAGUCCGGGUCGCAGCCAACCGCGACAAGGAUAUGAGCAAACAGAGCUCGGGGGUCAUGCUAUUUCUGGAGGAUUCUCCAGAUUACUGCAAGCCAAACGCCACCUUUGGAUGGGCAGGAACAAAAGGAAGAGUUUGCUCGAGGAGAAGGUCCAAGCAUGCAGACCGUUGGGAAAGGAGGUCCUGCAACGAGCUUUGCCGGUCUUGCGGACAUCAAGUCCGCCUUAGAGUAGUCGAAACCAAGACCAGGUGCAAUUGCACAUUCGAAUGGUGCUGCAAGGUCACGUGUUCCAUUUGCAAUAAAAAUGAGAACCAAUUCUAUUGCGAUGCUAAUCCGAUUCUUUUGAGGAAAUGAUCAGACCGCGAAUGAUACCAGUUUUGGAGUGGGGUUAUAUCUCAUUACUCCUAAUAGCCCUGGAGCCAGGGCCCAAAAAUCGACCUGAUCGCAGGCGAAGGUUUGAUUGUAACUUACGAAAGUGUAUGCUAUUCUGAGUAAAAAAAAUUUGUCUGCCGUUCCGGAGCCGCUGCUUUCAAAAAUGGCGGCUGAUUUAAAGAAUAUUAGGACUAUAAUUUGAUGAUCGAAACGGGAAAUCCAUUGCGAAAAAUGUGAGAAAAGUUUCUAUUUGUUUAAUUUGUAUAUAUGCGGUUAUACAUGUAAAAAACAAAAUUGCUAUCGCAGGCCACCAAAGGAAAACUUUUUAUAGCCAAAAAAGUCAGAUAUUUUCGAUAUUUUUUGGGUUUUUCAUCUAUAACUCCUAAACAAUGCAUCAAAGCGAAAAAUAUGUUCGUUAAUAAAUUAAAGAAUGUUAAAUUUUGCGUCAUACGAGUACAUAUACUUUAAAAUUUGGUUUCGAGGUAAGGUAUGAAACCACGGUCAACCAACUCCGAGUUUUACCAAAUUUGCCAAAAACUGGGACAAAUUACUUUAAUUGACCCUGUAACAUGAAAAUGAGUUAAUUCAGAGGAAAAACCCAUAGGAUCAAAGUUGUAGAGCAUAAAAUUUCGCGUAUACUCAGUAUCAACUAAUUUAAUGUAGGUCACUUGCUGCGGACAAAUUCGGUAAUUUCCCGAUGGCUAGAAAUUGGAAAUGAAGGUAUACGUAAUUUUCAAUAUUUCAAUAGUAUGGGUGUCUUUUCUACUGAGUUGGUUUUGUUUAAAGUCUGUUACAUGCAGUAUAAGCCUCUUUUCCACCUCUCAAUAGCAAAAGAUUUUGGUAAACAAAGUGCCGAAAUAUACCGAAUUUUAUAAAGGAAUAACGAAUCCCGAUUCGAGAUAUAUAAUUAGUCAACAAUAAAAAUAUCAGUACCCAGUAUACGCAAAAUUUGAUGCUCUACCACUUUGAUUCUAUGAGUUUUUCCUCUUAGGGAACUCAUUUCCAAGUUACAGGGACAUUUAUAGUAAUUUGUCCCAGUUUUUGGCAAAUUUGGGAAAACUCUGAGUUGGUUGACCGUGGUUUUAUACCUUACCACGGAACCAAAUUUUAAAGUAUAUGUACUCGUUUGAAGCAAAAUUUAACGCUCUUUAAUUUAUUAAAGAACACAUUUUUCACUUUGAUGCAUAUGUUUAGGAGUAAUAGAUGAAAACCCCAAAAAAGGUCGAAAAAAUCUGACUUUUUUGGCUGUAAAAAGUUUUCCCUUGGUGGCCUGCGUUAGCAAUUUUGUUUUUUACAUGUCUAAACCCAUAUAUACAAGUUAAAAAAAUAAAAACUUUUCUUACAUUUUUCGCAAUGGAUUUCCCGUUUCGAUUCUCAAAUUAUUGGCCUAAUAUUCUUUAAAUCAGCCGCCACUUUUGAAAGCAGCGGCUCCGGAACGGCAGACAAGGUUUUUUUACUCAGAAUAACAUGCACUUUUGUAAUUUACAAUCAAACCUUCUCCUGCGAUGAGAUCGAUUUUUGGGCCCUGGCUCCAGGGGCUAUAAUAGGAUCAUUUUAAAGAUGCCAAGGAGAAUCUAAUUUUCCAAAAUAUUAAACGUAGGUAUGCAAACGAGACUGACAUUAAAUUUAUUAUAGUUAUACAAAUAACUUGGCAUAUAUAUCCCCAUGAUUUUAUUUAUUUUAUUGUAUGAACUGUUUUUAAUGUUUAAAAAAAACAAAAAUUUGUAGAUAUCGUAAUGACGUUUAUUUUCUUUAAAAGAAAGCCAUGUUUAUUGCUAUAAUGCCAAAGAUUUCCAUCUAUUGCAAGUGAAGUUAAAUUUUAAUGUGUGUCAGUGAGAGGCUGUUUUAAUCUAUCACUGAAAGGUCAGUAUUAUGAAAUUACAAAAACAAUUCUAGAUAUUAAUUACUCUCUGAAUUAAAACCAAU